Molecule: messenger RNA, 1252 nt
Organism: Pichia membranifaciens NRRL Y-2026
Lineage: Eukaryota; Fungi; Ascomycota; Pichiomycetes; Pichiales; Pichiaceae
Exons: 1
Coding region: 379-1179 (266 amino acids)
Source: RefSeq, a predicted model, not a curated record
AACAUUGAUUCUGACAAAAGCUAGAACCUGAGAGUAGCUGGUUUUGCUCCAUCAAUCAAGUGAAGUCUGUAUAGCGUCUAGCUAUACUUUUGCUUUGAAAACCCAGCAACUCGCCUGACUAGUAUAUUCAUAUUCCUAAUUUGUAAAUUGUGACUAGUCACAAGUAAUGGAAUGUUGGCAGUUUGGCUUAUUACUGGCGAAAGUCACUUUCAUGAAUCCAGCCACCCAAGCAACAUAUAGGAACAUCAUCGACUAUAUAAAUCAGACAAUCCUUGACCCGUCAGAGUACAUACGAGGGAACAAGACAAUGUAAAAACUGUAGUGAAUUAUCACAGAAGAUAAGAAACCAUUUAACAACAAACCAACCAAUUACUUAACAUGCCACAACAAGUCACUACCAUCAAGAUUGAUCGCUCUGAUAGAACCCAAGUCGAAAAGCAUAUCAGAAACGUAUUCAAAUCGUUACAAAAGAAGAAAACCGAAAAGCUUUUGGCUGUGUUUUAUCAGUGGUACCACAUGAGACCAGAGUUUGCUUCCAAAGAUCUUAUCGAGUUUGAUGCUAUUCCAAGGAAAAACAAAGCGGAUCUAGAAAAACUUAGUUCCAAGAAAACAGUGGAUGCAGUGUACGGUGAUAAGUAUGCCACUGUUCUAACGCGAUUUGUUAGAGCCAAUAACUUGCACGAAAAAGAAUUGAUCCGCUUAGCCGAAGAGUUAAAGGAUUUAUCAAAAUUUGAAGGUAAAAACAAGCUGGGAUUCAGCAAAACAUUGAGUUCUUUCGAAAUUAAUCUACUUAAAGAUGUUUUCAAACUGUUAAGAUCGGAAUCUGGAGUUGCGACUGUCAAUGUUAUCCCUAAACGCAAGAGUAAAUCUGCUGAAAAAGCUUUAAUUGAUGCUGCUCUGAAAGCACAAUCAGCAAACUCAAUCAAAAAGGAUACAUAUCAUGAUGCCGCCAGUUUCAAGGAUUCAAUGAAGACAAAUUUCAAUUUUGCAGCUGCCCCUACCUUUGAAGAAUUUCAUAAUCCAGAAGAAGUCAUUGAGCCUAAAAAUAUGAAAAUGAAAAGUUUUGAAGCACAUCGUUCUUCAACGGCAGUUCAUAUCCCUAAACAGCUGAUUGUAGAUUUGACUGCUAAUAUCGAAAGUCUUUCAAUCUCAGCAGAAAUUAUCAGAGGAUAUUACUAAUAACUUUGUGCUUCACGGUUAACUUUUUUGACUUUAGUCAUUUCUUUUGUUUUGUUUUUCAUUUGAGUCUAAC